Molecule: messenger RNA, 491 nt
Organism: Hypoxylon fragiforme
Lineage: Eukaryota; Fungi; Ascomycota; Sordariomycetes; Xylariales; Hypoxylaceae
Exons: 1
Coding region: 85-438 (117 amino acids)
Source: RefSeq, a predicted model, not a curated record
CCUACCCACUUUGCCGCCAUUGGGGUAGCCUCCAAUAUCAUAUCAUUUGUUGAAUUCACUUACGAAAUCGUCAUCGGCGCUGCCAUGAUCGCCAAGAACGGCAGCACGCCAAAAAAUGCCAACUUAAGUGUUAUAACAGAUGACCAUUUUAGACUCACUGAAGGUCUCAAGCUUGAUCUCGAUAGGAACUCGCUUCACGAAGAUGCACUCGCACAAUUGGCAUUCAAAUGUAGUGAGCUGUCAAAGGACUUGCAGAGCCUUCUGCAGAGUCUGGAGACCCAGAAAGAUUCUAAGCGGGAAAGCAUCGCGAUUUCGUUGCGUUCAAUGCGCAAGAAGGGGAAGCUUGCUAAAAUGGAGGACAUGCUUGCAAAGUACCGAUCAGAAAUUUCAGCUCGUUUCCUUGCGACGAUAAAGUAUGUCAUCGACCACCAUUCCUAGUCCAUACAGCCGACGAUUAAUAAUUAGGUAAUAUAGCGAAGGGCAGCUAUCAC